Toxorhynchites rutilus septentrionalis is the source of this 12191-nucleotide messenger RNA. It is a transcript of the gene LanA, whose product is annotated as laminin subunit alpha. The record is from RefSeq and is a predicted model, not a curated record. Gene Ontology annotation, biological process: regulation of cell adhesion; regulation of embryonic development; cell adhesion. Gene Ontology annotation, molecular function: signaling receptor binding. NCBI's taxonomy places the organism in Eukaryota, Metazoa, Arthropoda, Insecta, Diptera, Culicidae. The coding region runs from base 400 to 11571 and encodes 3723 amino acids. The transcript is spliced from 12 exons. Gene Ontology annotation, cellular component: basement membrane.
CGCUCAGGGCAUGGUUCUAUUUCGAAGAAAUAAAAUCCUCAGUUGCGCGUUGAAGAUCGAGCUGGACGGUCGAAAAAAGAAAGGUUUGGAAGGAGGAUUGGAAUAAAGUGAAAAGUGGUAAAGUGAAGAAGUGGAAGAAUAUUCAAAUGAGAAGCUGGUGCAGAUAAGUGGAAUAUUAAACUUUGUGACUUGGUGAUAAUAACCGCAGAAGGCAUAAAGAGAGGAGCAGACUGUAAAAAAACAACCAUGAACUCACAACGUGGCAUCUGACGAUAGUGAUCAUUCUCUCCAAGAAGGCAAAUCUGAAUCUUCAACAGAUUUUUCUGUUUCGGACAACUCCAGGAAUCAGAAGUCGUCGGUAUCUGCUAGGCGCCUCCACCCCCAUACGCGGUCAAAGCCAUGGGUGGUAGCGGAGUUCAGCUUGUAUCGAUCGCACUGAUGCUAUCCGCCGCGAUAGCAACGGUUCGGUCUGAACUUACGCCACCGUACUUCAAUCUCGCCGAGGGACGCAAAAUUACCGCAUCGGCUACUUGCGGUGUGGACACGGACGGUGGAGAGCUGUACUGUAAACUCGUCGGUGCAAACACUGAAAACGACCAAAACCAAUACUCGGUUAUUCAAGGACAGGUCUGUGACAUAUGUGACCCAAACAUACCGGACAAAAACCAUCCGGCUGAGUAUGCUAUCGAUGGGACGGAAAACUGGUGGCAGAGCCCUCCACUUUCCAGAGGGAUGAAAUACAAUGAGGUUAACUUGACCAUCGAUUUCGGACAGGAAUUCCAUGUGGCCUAUUUGUUCAUCCGUAUGGGCAACUCACCCCGUCCCGGGCUGUGGACGUUGGAGAAAUCAAUCGAUUACGGCAAAACAUGGCAGCCGUGGCAGCAUUUCUCCGACUCCCCGGCGGAUUGUGAGACAUAUUUCGGUUACGAUAGCUUGCGGCCCAUCAUGCACGACAACGAUGUUAUUUGUACGACCGAGUACUCGAAAAUUGUGCCACUCGAAAAUGGCGAGAUUCCGGUGAUGUUGCUGAAUAAUCGUCCAUCGGCGAACAACUACUUCAAUUCAACGGCUCUGCAAGAGUGGACACGUGCAACUAAUGUGAGGAUUCGUCUGCUUCGUACAAAGAAUUUGCUGGGUCAUCUGAUGUCUGUCGCCAGGCAAGAUCCUACCGUCACACGAAGAUAUUUCUAUUCCAUCAAAGAUAUUUCCAUUGGAGGUCGCUGUAUGUGCAACGGUCAUGCUAAUACCUGUAAUGUGCUGGAUCCACGCUCACAAACGAGAAUCCUGGCGUGCCAGUGUCAGCAUAACACUUGCGGUAUCCAGUGUGCCGACUGCUGUCCUGGGUUCGAGCAAAAAAAGUGGCGUCAGAAUACCAACGCUCGGCCGUUCCAGUGCGAACCAUGUAAUUGUCAUGGUCACUCGAGUGAGUGUAUCUACAGCGAUGAAAUCGAUGAGAAACGCCUGUCGCUCGAUAUCCACGGUAACUUCGAGGGAGGCGGUGUUUGUCAGAACUGUCAGGACAACACCGAAGGUAUCAACUGUAACAAGUGUAAGAACACCUUCUACAGGCCGUACGGAAAACACUGGAACGAAACGGAUGUGUGUCAGCCUUGCAACUGUGAUCACUUUUACUCUACCGGGAAUUGCGAGGAGGAAACGGGUCGAUGCGAAUGCCGCACCGAGUUCAAUCCACCCAAUUGUGAUUCGUGUUCCUAUGGUCAUUUUGGGUAUCCAAACUGCCGACCAUGCGAAUGUAACCUCAACGGAACGAUCGGAUAUCACUGCGAGGCGGUCAACGGAGAGUGUCCGUGCAAACCGAACUUCGGAGGCUCGCACUGCAGACAGUGUGCCGAGGGGUACUACGAUUUUCCAGAGUGUGAACCAUGCGGAUGUAACGAGAUCGGCUCGGUGAAUCACGUUUGUAACUAUGAAUCCGGACAGUGCCAAUGCAAGCCAAACUUUGCCGGGCAGCUUUGCGAAAAGUGCAAGGAUGGAUUCUUCAACUACCCCACGUGUUCCUACUGUAACUGCGAUGUGCGUGGAACCCUCGACGAGGUUUGUGACAAGGGAACCGGCAAGUGCUUGUGUCGCGAGGGUUAUGGCGGACCCCGCUGUGACCAAUGUAUUCCUGGUUACUACAACUAUCCGGACUGCGUUCCCUGUAAUUGCUCUGGAGCAGGUAGUGUCUCCACUGUUUGUGACAUCACCGGAAAGUGCGCCUGUUUACCGAAUUUCUCCGGACGACAGUGUACCAUGUGUCUCCCGGGAUAUUAUCAGUAUCCGGAGUGUUUGCCCUGUAACUGUGACUCUCACGGAUCGAAUGGACUGUCGUGUAACACUGAAGGUCAGUGUCAGUGUGCUUAUAACUUCGAUGGAAAAACAUGUAACCAAUGCAAGGAAGGGUUCUACAAUUUCCCCGCUUGUGAGGAAUGUAACUGUGACCCGGCUGGAGUUAUUGCGAAGUUCGCCGGUUGUGGGUCGGUACCUGCUGGAGAGUUGUGUCAGUGUAAGGAGCGCGUUCAGGGAAGAAUUUGUGAUAAGUGUAGGCCGCUAUACUGGAAUCUGAACGCUAGCAAUCCGCAUGGUUGCGAGGAUUGCGAGUGUUUCAUCGAUGGAACCAUUGGGGCGUUGGAUACGUGUGAUACCAAAUCUGGUCAGUGCGCGUGCAAACCAUCGGUAACAGGUCGCCAAUGUUCCGAGUGUAAGGAUGGAACCUUUGAUCUGUUUGGUGCUAGCUUGUUUGGUUGCAAGGAUUGCGGAUGUGACAUAGGAGGUUCCGCAGGAAAUGUGUGUAACAAAGAGACCGGUCAAUGCAAAUGUCAUCCAAGAAUUGCUGGCAGAACUUGUACCUACCCGUUGACCACCCAUUUCUUCCCCACUUUGUAUCAGUUCCAGUUUGAAUAUGAGGAUGGGUACACUCCUUCAGGGGCACAGGUUCGUUACCAAUUCCACGAGGAUGUUUUUCCAGAUUUCAGCAAACGUGGAUAUGCCGUUUUCUCGGGUUUGCAAAAUGAAGUAAUCAACGAGGUUAGCGUCAUGAAAUCAUCCGUUUAUCGGCUCGUGAUUCGCUACAAAAAUCCCACUCAAGACAAUGUGAUCGCCCAAAUUCUAAUCGUCCCAGACAACCCAACUGAACUCGAACAGAAGGCGAAGGUUCUCUUCAAGCCGAACGAUCACCCGGAAUUUGUAACAGUCUCCGGGGCGAAAGGAGAGAUCCCAUCUCCGGUUGUUUUGGAUCCGGGACGGUACACAAUUAGCAUCAAAACCGACCGGAAUGUACUCCUGGACUAUUUUGUUCUGCUACCUGCAGCAUAUUACGAAGCACCUAUUCUAACCAAGAAAAUUGAGAAUCCGUGUGAGAUCGCUGAUUUGGGAUUAUGUCGUCACUUCAAGUACCCCAACAUAAUUGAAUUUAAGCCCCAACUGGAGGCGUACAUCGUUGACGGUGAAGAUUCAUUCAAGCCCGGAGAGUACUUCAAGGAUUAUGAACACUUGGAUGUGAUCAAGGAGGAGAAUCUCCCUCUGUUGACUGUAGAGCAGAACGAGCUCAACUACGUGCUGGAUGUACCUCGACCCGGUAGAUACGUGCUUGUGGUCGACUACAUCACAAACCGUAACUACCCGGAAAUCUCUGUUCUGCAGAUCAAUCAAAUUGGGGAUAUCGAGCAAGAUGGCACCGUCACGGCGUACCCUUGCACCUACACAACCGUCUGUCGGCAACCGGUGAUCGAUAAAGAAUCUCGGGAGAAGGUCUUCUACAUUGACCCGAACAAUCGUAAGCCAAUUAUCAUUUCAAGUCAGGAACCAAAUGGAGCGAUUGCGAUCAAAUCGGUCACCGCUAUCCCGUAUGAAGAAUGGUCCAUCGAUUAUAUCAGCCCCAGCCCGGUCUGCGUGAUGCAAAAUGGCGAGUGUGUGUCGACAACCUACCGGACCGCACCAGAUUCCAAGAAGAUCGAUUUCGAGACGGAUAACGAGGAUCGCGUAGCGGAGGUGAAUCCAAGUGAGUUGUCCGAUAACUCGACGAAGCUUAUCUACUUGGAUAAGGACGAUCCAGCGUUGAGUAUCAAAACCAGAGUCCCACAUCCCGAUCGCUACGUGAUCAUUGUUAAAUAUUACCAACCCAAUCAUCCGAUGUUCAACAUUCAGUACAGGAUCGAGACGGAGCGGCAAAAUUUUGAUCAUAGGCUACCGCUUAGACAUUGUCCGGGAAAUUCCGGCUGCCGAGAAAUUUUGAAGCAGGACAAUGGAUACAUUUGGUUUGAUUUGGAGGACAUUGCAUUCGAUAUCACGUUUAUAAGUGGGGUAACGAAGGGGGUUUGGUUGGAUUACAUACUGCUUGUGCCGGCUGAUCAGUUCAACGAAGAUUUGCUGCAGGAGGAGACCUUCGAUCAGACGAAAGAGUUCAUCCAAAAAUGUGGACAGGAUCAUUUCCACAUUCAGCUGAAUGCAACCGAUUUUUGUAAGGAGGCGGUGUUCUCUCUUACGGCGGACUACAAUAGUGGGGCGCUUCCAUGUAACUGCGACUACUACGGAUCGACCAGCUUCGAGUGCGAACAGUUCGGUGGUCAGUGCCAAUGUAAACCGCACAUUAUUGGACGUCAGUGCGAAGCCUGUAAGACUGGGUACUACGGGUUCCCGGAUUGUAAACCUUGUGAUUGUCCGUCGACCGCGCUCUGUCAGAAGGAUACCGGUGAGUGUAUCUGUCCGGAUCGAGUGACCGGUGAGAAGUGUGAUCAGUGUAUGCCUUACACCUUUGGGUACGAUCAGAUCAUUGGUUGUGAGGAUUGUAACUGUAAUCCGCUGGGUGUGGCCAGAAACAAUUUGCAGUGUGAUCUCGAGAGUGGCGUGUGCGAAUGUGGAUCCAACGUGGUAGGCAGAACAUGCGAUCGGUGCCAAUACGGUUUCUUCAAUUUCCCUCACUGCGAGCCGUGCAAGUGCGAUAUUCGGGGAACGACGUUUGAGAUUUGUGAUCAGGACGACGAAACCUGUUUCUGUAAGAAGAAUGUACAGGGCCGGGAGUGCAAUAAGUGUGUGGAUGGCACGUACAACUUGCAGGCUACGAAUCCCGAGGGAUGCACCAAGUGUUUCUGUUUUGGUCAUACGUCCGUUUGUGACAACGCCUUCCUGAGACCAUUCAAUGUCAGCAUGAUGAAGGACGUUUCGCUGAACACCAUAUCGAUCACGGGGGGAAAGCACCAAAUUACUCGAUGGAAUGUUCAGGGGGAUAUCAUGAUCAACGAGACUACAGCUGAGGUAGCCUUGAGUGAUGUUGACAACGAAGAACUUCUAGCCGGCUUGGUCUAUUUUGGUAUGCUGGAUUAUCUGCUGGACUUGAACAGCCACAUCACGGGUUAUGGGGGACAGCUCACCUACAAGCUCCAAUAUACGAAUGGUCUGUUUGGAAAUGCAUUGAUCGGACCGGAUGUCAUCUUGGAAGGAAAGAAUAUGGUGGUUACCCAUCAGAGCAUCCAACAGCCGGCAUCGAAUACGCUCUUCGUUGGGCACGUCCAGAUGGUGGAAACCAACUUCCAAACCGUUUCCGGAGGUCCCGUGAGUCGAGAGCAAUUCAUGAUGCUGCUGAGAGAUCUUAGUGCUAUCUACAUUCGUGCUUCAUAUUGGGAGAAUGGUCUGUCGACCAUUGUCUCGGAUGUAAGCUUGACUAUGGCCCAUAAUGAUCCUGGAAAUUACGACAUGUAUGAGGAGCUAUCGGUAGAAAGUUGCUCCUGUCCGCCAGGUUACACAGGAUUAUCUUGCGAAGACUGUGCUCCGGGUUAUUAUCGCGAUCCCAACGGUCCAUACGGAGGCUACUGCAUUCCGUGCCAGUGUAACGGACAUGCCGACACUUGCGACUGCAACACUGGCAUCUGUAAUGAAUGUCAGCAUUACACAGUGGGAGACCAUUGCGAUCAGUGUAUUGAAGGGUACUACGGGAACGCGACGCGAGGAUCUCCCAACGACUGUAUGAUUUGUGCUUGUCCACUACCAAUCGAUUCGAACAAUUUUGCCACAUCUUGUGAUGUUUCGGAGGACGGGUAUAGAAUUCACUGUGAAUGCAAACCUGGCUACACCGGUGAGAAGUGUCAGAGUUGCGCCCCGGGAUUCUUUGGCGAGCCGGAGAUCGAGGGUGAAGUGUGUAAACCGUGCGAUUGUUCGGGUAACAUCAAUCCAGAUGAGCCUGGCUCGUGCGACUCUGUGUCGGGUGAAUGUUUGCUUUGCUUGAACAAUACUUCCGGACGGGCUUGUAAUCUUUGCGCACCUGGGUUUUACGGGGAUGCCAUCCGUCUGAAGGACUGUCAAAGUUGUAUCUGUGAUGAGUCUGGUACGGAACACUGUGACAACUUCAUUGGAACCUGCAACUGCUAUCCGAACGUGAUCGGUGAAAAAUGUGAUCGAUGUGAGGAUGAUCACUACGGGUUUGAAUCAAGACGUGGUUGCACUCCUUGUGAUUGCGGCAUAGCAUCGAACAGUACUCAGUGCGAUGAUCAUAGCGGAAAGUGUGCCUGCAAACCAGGAGUAACUGGACGACAGUGCGACCGAUGUGAACCAGGUUACUGGAACUAUACAGAAGAAGGGUGUAUCCCUUGUUCAUGUAACACAGAUUACUCCAGAGGAUUGGGAUGCAACGCACAGACCGGGCAGUGUGAGUGCUUAUCCGGGGUGGUGGGGGAGAAAUGCGACUCGUGUCCAUAUAGAUGGAUCUUGAUCCCCGAAACAGGCUGCCAGGAGUGUGACGGAUGUCACCAUGCACUGUUGGAUGUCACGGAUGCGAUGAAGGCAGCGAUCGAUCCGGUUUUGAACGACAUCCGAUCGGUUGCUGAUGAUUACUACACCUCGCAAAAGUUGAAAUACUUUGAUGAUUUGGUUGACGAGAUUGAACCUACGGUUCGCAAACUGGAUCCACAUGGCGUCAAUCUGAAUCCAUCCCGGCAACAGAUUGAGGCUCUAGAAAUGGACGUUAAGAAUCUCGACCGUCGCAUUCAAUAUGCCGACCAGAACGCUAACGAUCUAUCCACGAAGAGCGAAAAUCUACUGAGAGGUUCCUCGGAUAUUUUGGAUGUGUGCAGAUUCGCAAACAUCAACACCCGAAAAACCAUCAACGAAGUGGAGAAACUCGCGGAAAACCUUGGCAAAUCAGAAACCAAUAAAAUCGAGCAAGCUCACGCAGAGGCAGUUAACUAUUUGGAACUGAUCAAACAGUACUCGGCAUCACCGGGAAGUUUGAACACGCAGUACGAUAACGCAACUGAGCUGUUGGCCAGAGUGUCCGAACUCGCACAACCCGUGUACGAUCAACGGGAUCGAUUGAACAAGCUGUUGUACAAUAUUGGCGAGUUCGACGUGAAGCUGGAGGAUUUGUACAACUGGAGUUUGAAGAUUGAGGACGAAAGUCGCACAACGGCCAAAUUGAAUGCCAAAAAUAAGGGUGCGUUGGAUUCCAAAUUUGAAACUGUGUCCAAUCAGUCACGAGAGGCCCUGGGUAACAUCGAGGACGCCAAGAAACUAAUCGACGAAUCGUCAAAGUUAAGUCUGGACAUUUUCACCACUCAUACCGAGCUAGACAACGCAAACUCCGAGCUGAAACAGCUGAACGCUAAGGUCGACAAGGAGCUGCCCGAAAACGAGAAGGAAUACCAAGAUUUGUCACCUAAAAUCCAAGAUGCCAUUGACUAUGCCGCUAACCUUAAGGAGGAAGCUCAACGCCUCACUGCAAAUUACUCGAACGUUACGGCAAACUCGGAGACGGCACUAAAGGCUGCCACCGCGUAUUCGAAGAUUGUUAAUGCUGUCAAUGAGGCGAAGAAUAAUUCUGAAAACGCUUUGAAGCCGGCAGAAAACGCAUCGGAGUUGACCGCAGGAAUAGAACAACGAGCUGGGCAGUCCGACGGAGUUUCGAGGGACUUGUUGAAUGAUGCGGUGCGAUCGCUACACUCACUGCAGUCUGAGUUGGAGCCACAUAUCAACAAAUCGGUGGCCACUGUCGAUCACAUUAAGAAGAGUAACCAGGAUAGUGACGAUGUUUUGUACUCUAUCAAUCAAUCUUUGGAUGGCAUUUCAGAGGAGUCGUACACCAAUAGUUGGGAGAAUGCGAGAGAUCAAGCGAUUGAGGCCCAAGCAAAAUCUCAGAACGCUUUGAAAAUUCUAGAUCCUAUAAUAACCGAGCUGCCGAAGGGCGUUUAUCAGGCCGAUCAGCUACCUAAGGAAAUUGACCGGACCAACAAGGAUAUUCAAUCGGCGACCAGUCAAAUCGAGCAGUACAAAACGAUGAUACCUAAGGUCGAGGCGUUGGUGAACGACGUGGAGGAAAAACAGAACAAGAUAGAUUCCAUCGUGAGUGACAUUGGUGACCGAUUGGAGUCACUGAAGAAGCAGAUUGCCAGCGCGAGGUCCCUCGCCAACAGCAUCAAGUUUGGAAUGACCUUCCAUCCGAACACAACACUGGAAAUCAAACCGCCCGAGUCGCUCUCCCAGAUGGCUACCAAUUCGACCGUGUCGGCGUACUUCAAGACCAACAAACCCGAAGGUUUCUUGCUGUAUUUGGGUAAUGAAGUGAAGCCGGAUGCGAAGAAAACAUCGCGUGACGACUACAUGGCACUGGAAAUCGAAAACGGGUAUCCUGUGCUGUCCAUUGAUUUGGGUAAUGAUCCUGAGAAGGUGAUCAAUCCGAAAUAUGUGGCGGACGACAAGUGGUACCAGGCGAUCAUUGACAGGAGUGGAAACAAUGUGAAACUGACGAUACGGGAAGAGCUUGAAAAUGGAACCGAGAUGAUCCACCCGAAGGAGCAAAUCUUACCGGGAGCCUACAAUGUGUUCAAUGUAGAUCAGAACAGUAAACUGUUUGUGGGAGGAUAUCCACCGGAGUACAACAUACCUUUGGACGUUAAAUCGGCUGAAUUCGAUGGUCAAAUUCAAGAUUUGCAAAUCGGGGGAGAGCAUGUUGGGCUGUGGAACUUUGUUGACGCCCAGAACGUUCAGGGUGGUAGAGAGCGCGAUCAGUUGCUGGAUGAGGAUAAACCAAACACUGGAUUCAGAUUUGGUGGGAAUGGCUACGUGAUGGUUGAUGCUAAAUCGUACUCUUUCAAGCACCGUUCACAUAUUCAGUUCCGAUUCAAGGCAAGCCAGGAUACACAGGAUGGUUUGUUGUUCUACGCGGGUAGAAACCGUCACUUCAUCUCAGUCGAGAUGAAACAAGGCGCCAUUGUGUUCCAAUUUAAGCUUGGUCAACAUGCGGAAGUGGUAUCGAUCGGAUCUAGCGGUAUGUUCAACGACGAUAAUUGGCAUACGGUCUCAGCUGAACGUGAAGGAGUGGUUGGCAAGCUGACAGUAGACGGCAACGCAGUCUAUCAGGAAACGUCGAACGUUCAUUUCCCUACCACCCAAGUUGAACCGCUGAGGGUUUCGGAAUCAAUGUUCUUUGGAGGGUACCCAGGCAAAAUGAAUCACUCAGAGGUUACAACUAAAGGAUUCGAUGGGUGCAUCGAUGAUGUGUACAUUCUUGGCACUAGGGUCGAUCUUAGUAUCAACCAGAAGGCUCUGGACGUUCGCCCUGGAUGUCCCAUGAAAUUCUCAUCCUUGCUGUCGUUCCCUCCGCACCAAUUUGGAUACGUUGCUCAGCAGGGAGUUGUCUCGUCGAACGGUCUUCAGGUGAACAUCAAAUUCAGGACGAUGCAGACUCAUGGAAUUCUUUUCUACACUACGAACAACGAUCAAAGCGGAACUUUUGGACUCACUCUGGAGGACGGUGUCCUGGUACUCAGAAGUAGCAAGCAGGAGAUCAACACGGGUAACAUGAAAUACAACGAUGGUGAAUGGCAUGCGGUAACCGCUACUCACGAGAAUGAUCGGCUGUCACUGGUAGUCGAUGAUAGUGAGCCUUUCAUUUCUGAUGAAGUACCCCCGCCGCUGUACAUUGGAGACGGUGAGAUCUACUUCGGCGGUCUUCCGAAGCAUUUCGUCACUCCGAAAGGAGCCAUUGUUACUCCAGCAUAUUUCUGCGGCUGUAUCCUGGAUGUAACCGUGAACGGACAAAUCGUGAACUUCGCCAACCUCAAGGAUAAGAAGUCUGCUAUUUUGGAUCACUGCUCGUCGGAUAUUUUCGGCUUCUCGAAUUUGAACCAAAUACCAUUGUACUAUCCCGAUGGCGAAAGUGAACCAAUUGUGUUCACAGGAUCACGAUCAGAUACUGAAGAAUCCAAACCUGACCAGGACAAAGACAACGAGAUCGACGAAGACGAGAAGGACAAACAGAAUCCCUGGGAAGAUGAUGAAGAACGUACCGAAAUCGAACCCCUUACUACCAUAACCCAACCGACAACGACAACAACUACAUCCACAACAACAACACCAACAGAAGCCGCACCCGAGACGACGCCAACUCCGCCCUCAACGACGACCACCAAACGUCCACGACCACCUCCGGAGAAGCCGGAACCUACUUGCAAGCUACCGAUCGUGCCUGAUCAAGAUGUCGACUUCGAUGCUGGCUAUCGCUUCGGUACGGGUCCCUUCAGUCAUAUCGAGUUCAAAGAAGUGCCACAAAAGAUCAAGAAACAGUACGAGUUCUCGCUUCGUUUCAAGACCGCCUUCUCUGAAGGUGUCCUAUUUUACGCAGCUGACUCACGCCAUACCGACUUCAUCGCACUGUAUUUACGCGAGGGAAAAGUUUUCCAUUCGUUCAACUGUGGUUCGGGAUCGGCCAAUUUCAGCUCCGAGCGUCGAUAUGACGAUGACGAGUGGCAUACCGUUCAGUUCUCCCGCUACCAAAACAAGGGCAAACUCAUCGUUGAUAGUGAAGAUGAAGUGCACGGGGAGUCCGCAGGAAACACACGAACCAUGCAGGUACAUGCCCCCUUCUUUGUGGGCGGUGUUUCUGGUGGUGAGCAUUAUGAAGAUGUCGCACUAAAUCUGAAGAUUGAUAAGAACAUUUUGGAGAAGGACCAGUUUGUGGGAUGCAUCAACGAUAUUCAGGCGUUCAACAGACCUCUGGGAGCACCUUCCAACAUCACUCAGACUAUCCCCUGUUCAUCGCAGAUAGAGAGCGGCGUGUUCUUUGGCAAGGGAGGAGGCUUCGUUAAGUUGCGCGAGAAGUUUAAGGUGGGAACCGAGCUUACGGUCAGCAUGGAUAUUAAGCCGCGUUCGCAAACCGGUUUGUUGAUGUCCGUGCACGGGAAGCGUGCAUUCUUUGUGCUAGAAUUGGUCAAUGGUAACAUCAGCUUGACGGUUAACAAUGGUGAUGAUCCGUUUACUGCAAUGUAUAUCCCGCAACCGAGCGAGAAUCUAUGUGACGGUCAGUGGCGCACAAUCAAGGUGGAAAAAUCUUUCUUCGUAAUAACAGUUGAAGUGGAUAACAUUCGUUCUGAGCCUGCGAUGGGUGACUUCCGAUCGGGAUCGACCGAUACUACAAGACCGUUGUUCCUUGGAGGGCAUCCUCAUCUACAGAGGAUCCGAGGUCUAACUGCACGUGAACCUUAUCAGGGCUGUAUCCGGAAUGUCGUUGUCCGUAAUCAGCAGGAGGAGAUUACACCAAAGAUGACAGUUGGAAACGUACAAACCGGUGUUUGUCCGACCAUCUAAGCGAACGAUACUCGAGAAAUAGGACAACCUCUUCAAUAUGAAGAAAUACGCGAACGAAAGAAGGAUAAAUGAUUUACGUGGAAUUGCAACAUAAGUUUUCUAUUAUUACUUUCUUUAUUAUUUUAUCUUUACUAAAAUUAGAGCGACCCUGUAAAAUUGAAUUUUAUGAAUGUCAAUAUAAACGCUGCGCUGAACAUAAUGACCAUGGAAAACUGAUUUAAAUUAUUUUAAGCAGACUCGAGUCAAUACAACAGUGCAUCAAAAUCAACUGAUAACACUUUGUGCCAAUUCUUCUUUCUCAUAUUUACACUUUUUCUAUAAAAUGUUUUUCAAAUCUAAAGCUGCCAUAUUUCGAAGGGUAACCUAAUUGAACCAAAAACAAAAAAACAACGUAGCAACAUAGUCUUUAAUGAUAUCAACAGAAAGUUUAAUCUAUUCUACCUUUUUUGUGUAUUUGAAACAUUAUCUUAACUAUUAAGCAGUUAGAGACAUCGUCUCGUUACCCUUUCAACAAUUAAUACUGCCAUAUAUCGAUUGUUUUGUUACCUCUCCGACAUGAAUUUCAAUCAAUACAAUUCAAAGCAUUUUUACUUGUGCCGCCAUAGACAUAGAUACAGAAA